UCUUCACAGCUGUCUUUAAUGUUAGCCAGCUAGACCACUGCUCUCUGUCACAUUACUGUCACGAUCUUCGAAAUAACGGUCAAAUGAGAAACCCCAUCACUAUAUAGUCCAACGGUCGGAACGCCAUACGGCUUAAUCACACUCAGCUGUGUCCAAAUACAUUGUUCGAGUCUCUUCUUUAACCAUUUUACUCUCAAAGACGACAACGUUUCUCUGUCUUCAUGGCCACGGAUCAAGAAAAUCUACUCUCAGAUGAUUACCAAGAAACGGCGGCAUUUUGCGGGUGUGGGUAUCUCUGUAACUUCUGGUGGAAAAGAAGAGGAGAUGGUGGCUGGAGCGGUAACUUGCAGGAAGAGAAAGGAGAGAGUUGGUGGAGCAGGACACUGAAGGGGCCAAAAGAGAUUUCUGAGAAACUUGCGGGGCCAAAAUGGAAAAACUUCAUAAGAAGUUUUAGCAGUGGAAAGAAGAAGAUCAGAAGAGAUGUGGAUUUCACGUACGAUCUCAAAAACUACAGUCUUAAUUUUGACGACGGCGGCGCCGGCGAAAGUCCUUCACCGGAGAGAUAUGUAGCUCCUCCGGCUGUUGUAAAAGUUUGAUAUAUUUAUCUCUCCUUUUUUGUAUUAUUUUUAUUGAUCGUGUUAUAAAUGUUAAUACCAAACAUAGAGAAAGUGGUUAUAAAAUAAUUUAGGCGUUACUUGUUGUUCAAUCGCCACUCUCCAAGUUAGAUUAUGUCUAGUGUUUUCUACCUGUAAGCAUCUCCAACCCAUGACACUAUUUUUGUGUCAAAACCACACUAUUUAAGUGUAAUUUUAGUACUAAAAAA
This is a messenger RNA of Raphanus sativus (radish), 823 nucleotides long. RefSeq lists its product as uncharacterized. The transcript has a single exon. Lineage: Eukaryota; Viridiplantae; Streptophyta; Magnoliopsida; Brassicales; Brassicaceae. The record is from RefSeq and is a predicted model, not a curated record. Bases 222 to 596 code for a protein of 124 amino acids.